Asterias rubens (European starfish) is the source of this 2007-nucleotide messenger RNA. RefSeq names its product nucleolar complex protein 4 homolog. The transcript is spliced from 11 exons. The coding region runs from base 44 to 1627 and encodes 527 amino acids. The record is from RefSeq and is a predicted model, not a curated record. Gene Ontology annotation, cellular component: nucleolus; Noc4p-Nop14p complex; small-subunit processome. NCBI's taxonomy places the organism in Eukaryota, Metazoa, Echinodermata, Asteroidea, Forcipulatida, Asteriidae. Gene Ontology annotation, biological process: ribosome biogenesis.
CUUAACUAAUAAGGCGGCGCCCGCGUGUAAAUUCGGUGAGCACAUGAUGGAGUCUCAGAAAAUGACCAAGAAACAAGUGAAGUCGGUUAUUUCUGGUAUCAAACAGCAGGAAAAAUUGUUCCUUGGUAGCCGGGAAAAUGCCAACUCUCUGGUAGAGCUACUUAGCCUUAGGAAAGUCCAGUCUGACAACAAAGACAUAGUAAGUGCCGCCUUGGGGAGCCUUGUGCAUGUGUUCACCACUCUGUUCAACAGAGAUGCCAUGACAUCCAGCAAACCACAGACAAAGCCUAAGGAGGAAAGCACAGAGACCACAGAGGCCAGUCCAGAAGAGCAGUACAAGGACUGGCUUCACAAGAGAUAUAAAGACUGCUUGAGAUGUAUUUCACGCUUGAUAGAAGCCUUCACAGAUGCCACUGCUGUUCAGGAAUUAGCCCUGUGUAGUUUGAUGAAACUGCUGCAGGUCGAGUCCAACCAUCCAUUGAAGAAGAGUGUUGCAAAGCGAUAUGCAUUCCCUGCCGAUGUUCUAAAUCAUGUUGUACGGAAGCUCCUAUCUAGGAGGCAAGACAUGACAAAGCUCAUUGCAAGAUUUCAGGAAUACUUGGAGUAUGAUGAUGUCAGAUUUUUCGUUCUCGCCCAGAUCAAAUAUCACGCCACCAAUUUAAAUGAGGAGGUUGAUAAAAAGGACCUCGCAAUGUUCUGCACCAACAUGUUCGCCCUUCUAGAAAAGCUGACGAUGCCAACGUCUCAGGAGGACAUCACUAACUUCCUAUGUAAACCUCCAGAUGAAGAUGCAGAUGUUAAAGUUACAUCCUUCAAGGAGCAUCGGAAAUUAUUCAGUGAUUCUUGGCUUGUAUUCCUUGGACUUCCUCUUCCGCCGUCUGUCUACAAGAAGACGUUGGUUAUUCUCCAUGAUGCUGUAAUGCCACAUAUGACCAACCCACUUCUACUGACAGACUUCCUAACGUUCUCCUACAAUAUUGGAGGUGCAGUUAGUCUGUUGGCUCUCAAUGGAUUGUUUGUCCUCAUCAGUCAGCACAAUUUGGAAUAUCCGCAGUUCUACAAGAAGCUGUAUGCAUUGUUUGAACCAAGCAUCUUCCAUGUCAAGUUCCGAGCUCGAUUUUUUCACCUUGCAGAUUUAUUCCUCAGCUCAACGUAUUUACCAGCUUAUUUGGUGGCUGCCUGCGCAAAACGUCUUUCUCGUCUAGCCCUCACAGCGCCCCCUGCUGGUCUGAUGAUGGUCAUUCCCUUUGUCUGUAACCUACUUUUGAGACACAGGAGCUGUCGGGUUUUGAUUCAGCGAACAGACGGUCCCUCAGAAAUUGCGGAUGAUCCAUACAUAAUGGAUGAGACAGACCCAGCAAAGAGCAAGGCUUUAGAAAGCUCCCUCUGGGAGUUGGAAACCCUCAAGUCACACUACCACCCCGGGGUCGCUACAGCUGCUUCCAAGAUUGACAAACCCUUCCCUAAAGUAGAAUGGGAGAUCUCAGAGUACCUGGAGCUUUCUACAAGUGAGAUGAUUGACUGGGUGGUGAAGAAAAAGAUGAAAACGGCUCACAUGGAAUUUGAGCCUCCGAAAGGACUCAUUGGCAAAAAAGACGACACUUCAAACUUCUUUGCUUACGACUAAAAGCAGUCAAGAAGAAAUUGGCUACAAUAUAUAAAAACUUAACACUCUUCCUCACGGAGCAUAAAAGGUUUAUUACCCUGAUCAUAGGGCUACCUACUUCAUUCUUUCAAGAACUAUCUCGGGAUCAAGUAUGCAGCCUGUGCUUCAAUAACCUUACUUAUGGCGAUCAGAAGGGUCCGAUUACUGAGAAGCCUUCCACACUGUUCUGUCUAAGAAAGAAAUCAGUCGACCCAAGUUGUCGCGUUGCCGCAUGUUUGAGUCGGGCUCUAUGUCUGACACGCCACACAACUCUAUCCUGCAUACAGCUGAUUAGCUCCUCCUUAGAUAUAGAAGAGUUUGCGGUAACACCAUGUAAUAACAAUCUCUAAAUGAGUUGGGGU